GCCAUGCAGGCGCGGGCGCUGCUCCUGGCCGCCCUGGUCGCGCUGGCGCUGGCCCGGGAGCCCCUGGCCACGUCGUGCCCCGCGCGCUGCGACGUGUCACGGUGCCCGAGUCCCCGCUGUCCCGGCGGCUACGUGCCCGACCUCUGCAACUGCUGCCUGGUGUGCGCCGCCGUCGAGGGCGAGCCGUGCGGCCGCGCCGUAGACUCGCCGUGCGGGGAGAGCCUGGAGUGUGUGCGCGGCGUGUGUCGGUGUCGCUGGGCGCACGCCGUGUGCGGCACCGACGGGCACACCUACACCAACGUGUGCGCGCUGCAGGCGGCCAGCCGCCGCGCGCUGCAGCUCUCCGGGACGCCCGUGCGCCAGCUGCAGAAGGGCGCCUGCCCAUCGGGUCUCCACCAGCUGACCAGCCCGCGGUACAAGUUCAACUUCAUCGCUGACGUGGUGGAGAAGAUCGCGCCGGCCGUGGUCCACAUAGAACUCUUCCUGAGACACCCUCUGUUCGGCCGCAACGUGCCCCUGUCCAGCGGCUCCGGCUUCGUCACGUCGGAGGCUGGCUUGAUCGUCACCAACGCCCACGUGGUGUCCAGCACCAGCACCGUCUCGGGCCGGCAGCAGCUCAAGGUGCAGCUGCAGAACGGUGACACCUACGAGGCCACCAUCAAAGACAUCGACAAGAAGUCGGACAUCGCCACCAUCAAGAUCCACCCCAAGAAAAAGCUCCCGGCGCUGUCGCUGGGCCACUCGGCAGACCUGCGGCCCGGCGAGUUUGUGGUGGCCAUUGGUAGCCCCUUCGCCCUGCAGAACACCGUGACCACGGGCAUCGUCAGCACGGCCCAGCGGGACGGCCGGGAGCUGGGCCUCCGGGACUCGGACAUGGACUACAUCCAGACAGACGCCAUCAUCAACUAUGGGAACUCCGGGGGACCCCUGGUGAACCUGGACGGCGAGGUCAUUGGCAUCAACACGCUCAAGGUUGCGGCCGGCAUCUCCUUUGCCAUCCCCUCAGACCGCAUCACGCGCUUCCUCACGGAGUUCCAGGACAAGCACGGCAAAGACUGGAAGAAGCGCUUCAUUGGCAUACGGAUGCGGACCAUCACACCAAGUUUGGUGGAGGAACUAAAGGCCAGCAACCCAGACUUCCCGGCGGUCAGCAGUGGAAUUUACGUGCAAGAGGUUGUCCCAAAUUCACCUUCUCAGAGAGGGGGCAUCCAAGAUGGCGACAUCAUCGUCAAGGUCAACGGGCGCCCUCUGGCCGACUCAAGCGAGCUGCAGGAGGCCGUCCUGACCGAGUCCCCCCUGCUGCUGCAGGUGCGGCGGGGGAACGACGACCUGCUCUUCAGCAUUGUGCCCGAGGUGGUCCUGUGAGGGUGGGGCCACCUCCCUCCAUCGCCGACCGGAGCCUGCAGCCGGGACAGGGGCCAGCAGACGGGUUCCGCCCAGAGCCGCUGCCUCCCGUGGGGUCGGGACAAAGGACCGAGGUCGGUCCUCAGCAGAGCCAGAGGCCUCCUCGCGGCCGUCCAGGGCCAGAGCCACAGGCUGGGCUUGGCCAGGGGUCCGCAUCUCAGCCUUCUGGGAGGAUUGGCUCCAGCAUCACGGUGCCCCUGGGGGCAGCCCGAUGUCCCCCCCCCCACCGCCCACCAAAUGCUCCUGAGGGCCCUUCCAAGUUCCCAGAUCUAGAAAACUCUUCCAUUUCCCCGGAGGAAGUCCCAUCCUCUCUCCCGCCUUCCUGCCUUUGCACCUGUCGAUAGGAUACCUCUCUGAAAUGCCCGCUGCUCCUCCCCUCCCCUCACUGACCUUCACCUGUUCAGGUCUCAGCCCCCAGCCUCCUCCUCUCCCAGGUGCGCCUCCCUGGCCUCCCACACCCAAUAGCACCGUGCCCACCACGUUGAAUGACCAGGGCUGUCUGCCCGGCCAAUCUGCUCCCCUUGAGGAGUCAGGUGUGACGGGUCUGGCCCGGAGCUGGCGCCGCGGGAUGUCCCCUGGCUGUCCAGCCAAGCCCCGGGGCUUGGCGAUGAGGUCCGCCUUCCCAGGCGCAAGAGAGGCUGGCAGGGAGCAGAGCGUGUCUGACCCCCGGGAAGGCCGCCCGUCCUCCGGGAGCGGACCCUGGGGUGGAGGGCAGAGAGCAGAGGACGCUGGGACCUGCAGGGAGAGAGGAGGGGAGGACUGAGCCGGCUGCAGCUCCCCGGGCUGUUCUGUGCGGAGCGGGCCUCACGGCAUCGCCCCGGAGCAGGCGAGGUGCUCCCCUCUCCGCAGGGAGCCUGUUUCCAGGCGGCCCCGUGAGCUUCACUGUGCGGUCGGUCCCCCGUGUUGCUUGUACUGUACGUUUCUCUACUGUAUGGGAAUUAAAGUUUACAAGCGCACGGUCCUGUGCCAGCAGGGGCGUCUGGGGCAGCCCACCCGCCGCUGUGCAGCUUCUCCUGACCCAGAGCUGACACAUCGGUGGGCACGGAGACCCGGGGCCAACCGCCUGGAGCACCCAGGCAUCCCCAAGCCCCAGCCACCCCACCACUCAGCCCUGGCUCCCCACUUACUCCCAGCCCCCCGGUCCCCGGCAAGACCCCUCCCCUCCCCGUGCCGUGGCCUCUCCCCCCCAGGCAGGAGGGUCCUGAGACCACCGACCUCCUGGCAGUCGGGCAGAGCCCUUGGAGAGGCGCCCGGCUGGCAGCGGUGAGCCCGCUGAGUGUGCAGCGUG
Molecule: messenger RNA, 2692 nt
Organism: Balaenoptera musculus (blue whale)
Lineage: Eukaryota; Metazoa; Chordata; Mammalia; Artiodactyla; Balaenopteridae
Gene: HTRA3
Product: HtrA serine peptidase 3
Exons: 9
Coding region: 4-1365 (453 amino acids)
Biological process (GO): proteolysis
Cellular component (GO): extracellular region
Molecular function (GO): protein binding; serine-type endopeptidase activity
Source: RefSeq, a predicted model, not a curated record